CCUUAAAUCCAAAUGAUGGAAAAAAGCCUUAUCCUAUUUCUGUUACUGCUGGCGAAAGCGCAUGCUACACCAUAUGCCCAAGACAUUCUCGAGGAAGAAUGGAGGGCAUUUAAAAUAGAAUAUAACAAGGAAUACCAGAACGAGACCGAGGAGCGACUGCGGCUUAAAAUAUUUUUGCACAACAAGCUGUUGAUAGCCCGGCACAAUCUUAAAUGGGCUGCUGGAGAAGUUAGCUUCAAUUUAACUGUGAACCAAUUUUCCGAUCUGUUGAACCAUGAAUUCAAAGACCUCAUGUUUGGACAAAUGACCCCUGAUGGAUACCAGUUUGAAGGCUCUACUUUUCUGCCGCCAGAGAACUUGACUCUGCCGGAAUCGGUUGAUUGGCGCAAUCACGGAUUUGUUACUCCUGUAAAGAACCAGGGUACCUGUAGAAGUUGCUGGGCUUUCGCCGCUACUGGGGCACUCGAGGGACAGCAUUUCCGCAAAACAGGGAAUUUGGUAUCCCUUUCCGAACAGAAUUUAAUUGAUUGUGUAACAUCCACGUAUGGUUGCAAGGGCGGAAAUCGUAUAAAUGCUUUCCAUUAUAUACACAAUAAUGGCGGCAUCGACACUGAAAGUUCGUAUUCAUACAAGGCUGCUAAAGGCAAAUGCCACUUCAUAAGAGAUACGAUUGGCGCGACCUGCUCUGGGUUUGUAAAAUUGAAGGGGGGAGACGAGAUGGAACUUGCCAAAGCAGUGGCCACAGUCGGACCAGUAUCCGUAAGCAUAAACCCUUCAAAUUCAUUCCGGCAUUACCAUAGUGGAGUUUACUAUGAUCCAACUUGCCGCUCCGAACAUUUAACUCACGCUGUCUUAGUCGUUGGUUAUGGCACCGACGAAAAAUAUGGCGAUUUCUGGAUAGUAAAAAACUCUUGGGGCUCCCAUUGGGGUGAUAAGGGUUACAUUAAAAUGAAACGCAAUGCUAAUAAUCUAUGCGGUAUUGCGAGCAAUCCUUCUUAUCCGUUGAUUUAA
Molecule: messenger RNA, 1011 nt
Organism: Drosophila bipectinata
Lineage: Eukaryota; Metazoa; Arthropoda; Insecta; Diptera; Drosophilidae
Product: cathepsin L1-like
Biological process (GO): immune response; positive regulation of apoptotic signaling pathway; positive regulation of peptidase activity
Cellular component (GO): lysosome
Molecular function (GO): cysteine-type endopeptidase activator activity involved in apoptotic process; cysteine-type endopeptidase activity
Source: RefSeq, a predicted model, not a curated record